AUGUCACCAACAUUGAAGGAAUACUUGAAUAAAAGGGUUGUUAUAAUUAAAGUUGACGGCGAAUGCCUCAUAGCAAAUCUAAACGGCUUUGACAAAAAUACUAAUCUAUUCAUAACUGACGUUUUCAACCGUAUAAAUAAGGAGUUCAUCUGCAAGGCACAGUUACUUCGAGGCAGCGAGAUUGCUCUUGUCGGCCUCAUAGAUACCGAAAGCGAUGACAGUCUUGCUCCUAUAGACGAAGAGAAAGUACCGAUGCUAAAGGACACCAAGAAUAGAAUUGAAAAUGAACAUGUAAUAUGGGAGAAAGUGUACGAAUCAAAGACAAAAUAA
Molecule: messenger RNA, 330 nt
Organism: Saccharomyces paradoxus
Lineage: Eukaryota; Fungi; Ascomycota; Saccharomycetes; Saccharomycetales; Saccharomycetaceae
Gene: LSM8
Product: U4/U6-U5 snRNP complex subunit LSM8
Exons: 1
Coding region: 1-330 (109 amino acids)
Biological process (GO): mRNA splicing, via spliceosome
Cellular component (GO): precatalytic spliceosome; U6 snRNP; U4/U6 x U5 tri-snRNP complex
Molecular function (GO): RNA binding
Source: RefSeq, a predicted model, not a curated record